Messenger RNA from Epithele typhae, 1254 nucleotides. RefSeq lists its product as uncharacterized. Gene Ontology annotation, molecular function: protein binding. The record is from RefSeq and is a predicted model, not a curated record. The coding region runs from base 1 to 1254 and encodes 417 amino acids. The transcript has 7 exons. Lineage: Eukaryota; Fungi; Basidiomycota; Agaricomycetes; Polyporales; Epitheliaceae.
AUGGUCGCCACUGUGCAGAAGCCCGUGCUCGCGUUCAAGUGGUGUGUCGCGUCCCUCUCGGCCUCGACCAACUCGCAGCACUCGCGCUUUGCCCGGGCGACGUCCCCACGCACGCAGGGCAGUUUAGGCCCGGACCUCAAGCUCCCGUUCAUCGCGGACUGCAACAUGUCCAUCUCGCGCGUGGCGGCGUCUGUGGGGCGUGGGUUCUUCAUCGUCGACCCCAAGGGCAUUCCCAGGCCACUCACGAUCAACGACCUCCCCUCUGCAACUAGAUUGCUCUGCAGCCAGAGCGGCGAAGCCGACAAACAACCGACACUCUCCGGUGAAGAGGAGUUCUACUUCGACGAUGGCACGAUCAUCAUCCUCACGGUGCAGGUCGGAGCGCGUUUCCGAUUGCUUCGAGGGAUACUAUCGAAGCACUCUCCGGUCUUUAAGGACAUGAUCGCUCUUGGAUCUACUUCCCUGUCGUCCUUCGAAGAAAUCGAGGGGGGCAACUUGGUCGUUGAGGUCAAAGACUCCGUCCACGAUUGGCGUUACGUCCUGCGCGCGCUCUACAAUACCACUCCGCUGACGAGGAUUGGAGAGACUUGGCACCCCAGCUUCGACGAGCUCUCGGCUUACAUUUGCCUUGGCCACAAGUACCAGAUGGACACGCUCUACGAUCCCGCCAUGGGGUAUCUCGAGCGAUUCUUCGUUCCAACCCUCAAUCACUGGAACCGAUGGAGCUCCCGGACGCAUCCGUACACCCUUCCGGGGUGCCCACCAGAAACCGCCAUCGGGAUAGUCACCCUUGCCCGGCUGACGGGGAAGACGUCGCUUCUGCCGCUCGCCCUGCUCUCCUGCUGUCAGCUCGGAGGGAAGCUUUUCGGCGGGUGCGCUCGCCCGGACGGGACGUACGAGAAGCUUUCCACAGAAGACUUCGUGCACUGCUUCAGUGCUAUUCCCAAGCUAGCGUCACACGGGAUCGGGGUGAACAACUCCGUGACCAAUGCUAGGCCGAAAGAGCCGUGCGGAUUCGACUGUGGGGACGAUCAGAACGUUCAGUGCGGAGGACACAUGGAGUUGUUCGUCUGGCAUAGAGCAAUGGAGACCAGUAUUAGCACGGGUGUUCUUGUGUCGCCCAACCCGUUUGUUCAGCCGAACAUGGACGCGUUCUGUAAGGGGUGUGGGGAAGACGCGCGCGAUAUCCAAGUGCAGUGCAACGCGUACAACAAAGACACGCUCUCCAUACUGGCAUCGUUCUUCGCUCUCUAA